GUGGUGACAGACUUUCUGAAAGACUCAGCUGCUGAUGCUGCAUAAUUGCUAACCCAGAUUUGACAGCACUGCACAACCAUCUGAGGCCUACCUGUUUACUCUGAUACUUCUACAACUAACUUGCUUUGCAGUAUUGCAAAUAACAGAAUCUACCUCAACCAUUUGCUUUCAGACUGUCAUACGGUCUUACAUUUAACAAUGGGUGACAAAAGAACAACAACAAUAUUCAAACAGGAACAGCCUCAAAGUUGGUGUUGUUGGCCAAGUUGGUGUUAUUGGCCAAGUUGGUGUUGUUGGCCAAGUUGGUGUUGUUGGCCAAGUUGGUGUUAUUGGCCAAGUUGGUGUUAUUGGCCAAGUUGGUUUUGUUGGCCAAGUUGUUGUUGUUGGCCAAGUUGGUGUUGUAGCAAGCAACAGGUGACAUACAGAAUUCCAGCUCUUCUCUAUAUCAGUGAAAAUAAAACCUACCUUGCCUUUGCUGAAAAACGGAAAACACCAAGUGACACAGAUGCAGACAAGCUUGUGAUGAGAAGAGGAUGGAAGGAAGACAAGAAAAACAUAAAGUGGGACAGUGGGCAUCAGGUGCUCUCUUCAGCUUGUCUACCAAACCACCGCAGCAUGAAUCCAUGUCCAGUCUAUGAGAGAGAAUCUAAGACCAUCUUUCUGUUUUUCAUUUGUGUUCCUUAUGGGGUCUCUGAAGCUAGUCAAAUUGAAGCAAAAAAGAACCAGGCACGGCUUUGUUACAUAACCAGUCAGGACAAAGGCAAUAUCUGGAGUGAUAUUACAGAACUGAAAGAUGUGAUCAGUGAACAUGAGAAAAACUGGGCCACCUUUGCUGUUGGACCAGGACAUGGUAUUCAAAUGAAGGACGGAAGACUGAUUAUCCCAGCACAUGCUUAUCGGUACACAGGCAAACCUGAUUGCACAUCAUGUUGUUGCUUAUCGUUUUGCUGUUUCACUCCUUAUGCCUUAGCAUUCUACAGUGAUGAUCAAGGAAUCACAUGGAAGGUGGGGAACCAAAUGGAUGUUGAGUCGUGUGAGUGUCAGAUGGCUGAGAUCAUUGACGAGAAUGGUAAGAGUACUCUGUACUGCAAUGCCCGAACCCGUCUUGGCUACAGAACAGAGGCGCUGAGCGACAACUCUGGAGAGAAUUUUAGCACAGUUUUAUCCCCAAGCAAGCUGAUAGAGACCGGAAAGGGAUGCCAAGGGAGUGUGUUGAGUUUUCUAGAACAGAGUAGUCCUCCAAAGACAUGGUUGCUCUAUUCUCAUCCAUCCAAACCAAAAAAAAGAGUAGAUCUUGGUCUCUACUUGAAUAAAACCCCAGUGGAUUCCUCAGGGUGGCCAGAUGAACCUAUAAUGAUAUUGCAUCAGGGUCCCAGUGCGUAUGCAGAUCUGGUAGAGCAUGAACCUGGAAGCUUUGCUUGUCUCAUGGAGUGCAGAAAUGAACAUGAGAAUGAAGAAAUAGCCUUUUUGCUGUUUGAACUCCCUGUGAAAAAGCUGUAAAAGUGUUCAUUUAUAGUAGUGGUAGUACCUGCAAAUGAAUACAAUACAUCUAAUCACAACAAAUCCAUAUUUUCUCAGUUUUUGUAGCUGAAAACUGCUUCUAUAAAUACUGAUUUGGAAAAUGGGAUUUAUAUGGAACCAAACAAAUGCAUUAUAUAUACACAUAAUUAGAAUAAUAGUCAUUAUCAGAUAUUUAUAAGUUAUAAGUAUAUAAUUAUUGAACAGAUCUAACGAUUACACAUUCAAUUUAUACAAUAGACAAUCUGAUGAAUAUAUGGAUUUAUAUCUCUGAUUUGCUUUCGAUGCAUUUGCGGCAGAGAUAUUUAAAUAAACUUUCAAAUAACAUGAA
Molecule: messenger RNA, 1849 nt
Organism: Carassius gibelio (silver crucian carp)
Lineage: Eukaryota; Metazoa; Chordata; Actinopteri; Cypriniformes; Cyprinidae
Product: sialidase-4
Exons: 5
Coding region: 199-1500 (433 amino acids)
Biological process (GO): ganglioside catabolic process; oligosaccharide catabolic process
Cellular component (GO): membrane; lysosome; cytoplasm
Molecular function (GO): exo-alpha-sialidase activity
Source: RefSeq, a predicted model, not a curated record